This is a messenger RNA of Ichthyophthirius multifiliis, 678 nucleotides long. RefSeq lists its product as hypothetical. The transcript has a single exon. The record is from RefSeq and is a predicted model, not a curated record. The annotation marks the transcript as partial. Lineage: Eukaryota; Ciliophora; Oligohymenophorea; Hymenostomatida.
AAAAAUGGGAAGAGACGAAUUUGGUAAAAACAGAAAAAUGAAUUAAAGGGGAAAAGAAAAAGUUUUUGACGAUGUUUAAGAAAAAGACAUUAUGGCAACAUAGUAAAAAGUUAAAAAUAAUGAUAAUUCUGAUUCAGAAAAUGAUGAAAAGCCAAAAAAGACAACUACUUAAGGUUAAACAGAAGAAAAAAAAGAAGAUUAGGAAGAUUCUAAUAAAGAUGAACUUUAUUUUAAUAGAAUAAGAUAAUAAGGUGCAAAAACAUACGAAAUGCCAGUUUCUUCAAGUGAUGAGGAAAACGAAGUUUAAAAACCUGUAAAAAAAUAGGAAAAACCAUAAACUAAACCAUAAGGUAAAGCUAUUUAAUAAUAAUAAAAAAAUGAUAGUGAAUAAUCUGAAAGUGAAGAGGAAAAACCAUAAAAAAAAUAAAGUAAUGUAAAAAGUGGUGGAGGUGGAUAAAAAAAUUAAAAAAAAUACGGAGGGGAUGAUAAAGGACCUUAAAAUAAUCAAUAAAAAUCAGAUUUAGCAAGACUGGCGGAAAUUAGGGCGAAAAGAGAUAAAGCAGCUAAGGAAAAAUAAGAAUUAUAGAAAAUGGAAGAUUAAAAAAAUGAAAAAGAAAAAAUUGUAAAGAAAAAAUGAAAAAUGUUUUUUUUAUUAAUUUUUUUUUUUGAAAUAAUCUU